CCAUGCGGAAUAGUGACCACUCUGAAGACAAACCUACAAACGAAAGAUUAGCCCACGAAAUUACGUUCACGUCAUGUGUAGCGCACACGUUUUCUAGCAUUUGCUACGUGUAGUGCAGUCAAACAUUUUUUAUUGAUUUAUUAGCGUAAAAAGGCGAUGAACAGCGGGCAGUAAUAGCGGCUAGUUAGUUAGCGAUAGCCACACUAUGCUAUCCUUCUAUGGGAUAGCAGUUUAUGGUGAUAUACAUCUGUCUGUGAAGAAAUGCCGCAGUACAUCAGUAUUGUUUGGUCAUGUCCCCCCUGAGCUGCAGAGCAAGUUGUACAUGUGAUUUCACAUGCUUAUUUAUGUUUGGCAGAUGAGUUGAAGACACUCAAUCCUCUGAACCUUUUAAGGCUGAUUUCUUAAUGCAGGACAUCACAUUGCACAAGCAUGCCCAAGAGUAAGAAAGGCGGCAAACCCAAAGCCAGGGUUUUUGACUUGCAAAUGGCCCAGAAUUGCAUAGAGCUGACACCAGAUGGCAAACAGCGCCUCAAUCUCAGUUUCAAGGGAUUCACAAUAGUGCCCGAAUGCAUCGAUAAGCUUUGCCGAAUCGAUGAAAUCCUCCUGAGCCGGAACCUGAUCAAGAAGCUUCCUGACUUUUUUGACGUUUUCAACAACGUCCACAAUUUGGACCUGCACAGCAACUAUCUGGAGGUGCUUCCUCCGUCAAUCGGCCUCCUGAAAAACCUGCUCACUUUAAAUUGCUGCAACAACCGUCUAACGCACGUCCCCAAGGAGAUCGGCCUGCUGCAGAAUCUCCGCACGCUCCACCUGGGUCUCAACAGGCUUCAGACGCUCCCCUCCACCAUCGGGGACUUGAAGGAGCUCACCUACAUCGGCCUCUCCGACAACAAAUUCGCCAAAGUCCCCAAGUGCCUUGCGCAGCUCCAAAAUCUGAAGAAAGCCAACCUGGACAGGAACCCCAUCCCUCCGCCGCAAGUCAUCAAGCCUACCCCUAUCCCAAAGAUGUUUCAUUUAAUCAAGGCAGGCGAUCUAUGUGAUGACUGUCGGAGGAAGUGCCGGACAGAGAGGAAGAAGCUAGCGGAGGCGCUGAACAUGAAGGAACAGCCUUCUGCAGCACAUGUGGCACGUCCGGAAAUUGUUACCUAAAGAUCCGUCUGAGGGGUAAUGGGUUCCCCAAAGGAGCAAUCUGUGUCUUCAAAGAAGUAGCUGUGAUUGGACACAGCUGGAUUGCAAUUCUCUCUUACCAAAGCUGUUGUCAACUUGUGACGUCAGCCUGCAACAUAAGAGAAAAACUGUUUGCGCACCCCAACACAACGUCCAGGUCAGUGCCGCUCCUUGUCAAGGAGCUCUAACCGUUGCCUGAGUAAGUGCAGAACAUUAGACAUUUGCCCUUUUUCUUCCAAUGUUGUUGCUUAUAAUGCUUAUAAUGGAGCAAACUCCCAGCUAAUCUUCACAGCUAUAAUGCAGCAAGUAGGUCUCUGUGAUACAUACCAUUAACCAAUGAUGAUGCUUUUCUAUGACACUCACAGGGAGCAUAAAUUCAAUUAUAAUCUAUGCGUCGCCACUAGAGGGCUGCAAAGACUGCUGGUGAACACAAUGACUUUCUAAUAAA
Entelurus aequoreus (snake pipefish) is the source of this 1615-nucleotide messenger RNA. Its product is annotated as leucine-rich repeat-containing protein 18-like. Bases 430 to 1149 code for a protein of 239 amino acids. The transcript has 5 exons. Lineage: Eukaryota; Metazoa; Chordata; Actinopteri; Syngnathiformes; Syngnathidae. Gene Ontology annotation, molecular function: protein binding. The record is from RefSeq and is a predicted model, not a curated record.